GGCUCGCGAGAGCCGCCUCAGGUCUCCGCCGGCACACCGGGGUCCCGCCAACACCACGACCAGGGCGGAGCCGCCGCGAGGGGGCACCACGAGGCGUGCUGACGGUGCCCAUGGCGUCCCAGGACGGCCUCCGCAGGGGCCGUGGAGGCACACGCCUGAGCCUCCACCUCCUGAUCUGGCUUCAGUUCCUUCAACCCCUGCUCAGUGAGCCAUACCGACCCGAGGAGGAUUCCAGAAUGACCCCGGCAAGCCCAGAAGCCCGGACGUCUCCUGUGCACCCGAAAUUCCCCAAAAUUCCAGAAACUUCUGUAGCUCCAGGGUCUCCAGCGACCGCAGGGCCUCCAGGAUCCUGGGUUACUUCAGCAUCUACAGUGGGAGAAGCCUUGGAAUCCGACGGAAUCUCCGACCUUGGAAGGCAGUUUUCUCAGGCCUGUGGCCACCGUGUUUCAAGGAUAAUUGGAGGAUUGCCAGCCCCAAACAAGAAGUGGCCCUGGCAGGUGAGCCUGCAGACCAGCAACAUACACCAUUGUGGAGGCUCCCUCAUCGACAGGCGCUGGGUGCUCACUGCCGCCCACUGUGUCUUUAGUAAUUUGGAAUACAAGGUGAAGCUGGGAGACCCUGACUUGCAUGCUGGUUCCAAAGAGGCACUGGUGAUCCCUGUUCGAGACAUCAUUUUUCCUAGCAAUUUUGAUUUUGCCACUUUGACAAGCGACAUUGCCCUUGCUCUGCUCGCCUACUCUGUGAAUUAUUCCUCACAUAUCCAGCCUGUGUGCCUCCCCGAAAAGCUUUUUGAAGUGGAAGCUGGGACAGAGUGCUGGGUGACUGGAUGGGGCCAAGUGUCAGAGAGUGUUUCAGGACCAAUGCCACUUGUUCUUCAGGAGACUGAGCUAAACAUUAUGCGUCAUGAGAAAUGUCGUGAGAUGCUCAAGAACAAGAAUAUAUCCAAGAGUAAAAUGGUCACGAGGGGGACCGUCUGUGGCUAUAAUGACCAAGGGAAGGAUGCCUGUCAGGGAGAUUCUGGGGGGCCCCUGGUCUGUGAAUUAAAUGGCACAUGGGUCCAGGUGGGGAUUGUGAGCUGGGGCAUUGGCUGCGGUCGCAAAGGAUACCCUGGAGUUUACACAGAAGUUAGUUUCUACAAGAAAUGGAUUAUUGAUCACCUGAGACAAGCUUCCUGUUUGAAUUCAGCAGACUUCCUCAUCCUAGUCCUGUGUCUGGUGAUGCCCCUGGGCAUCCUGGUGACCUCGUGAUCAGACCCCAUUCCACUCUUCUGCUGUUUCUGAGUCUCACACUUAGGUGUCUCCUCUGACCAACUUCCCACUCCUUCUCAAUGCCCUUUCCACAAAUCCCAGUUGGAAUCCACAGGCCCUCUGGAGAUCCGUACAAUAGAGCAUGGCAGGGAGACUGGGGCCUGGAAAGUGCCCCUGCCUGGUGCUCUCGUCUAGAGGGCCAGCUGCUCUGCCAGGUGGGCCACGGUGACUCGUCAAUAUCUGGAGGAACAUCUAUCAAAGAAGAGACAUCAUCAACGGUGAAGCAAGCGUUAGACCUGGUUCUGGUUUCAGGGCUCUCACCUGAGACUUUGUGAAACCAGCCAGCUGGGUGAUUGCUCACAGAGAGUGAAGGAGGCGUUACCAGGUCCCUGCAGACGUGUGAGGCCUGGGACUUCCACUCUGGCUCAGUUGUCUGGGGCUGGGAGAAGUUCCCCUGCAGCCCAGUGUGGAUCCAUCUGUGAGUGGACAGCCUCUGCCACACUAGUUCUUUUGGAGCAACCCAUUCUUGGCACCCCCUUCCUCAGUGCCCUAGUGGCCACUUUCAGGGACACCACAAGUUGUGUUGAGGCAGUUAUGAAGUGUGGAGUUUUCAUAAAUCAACUGAUUAAAUGUUUGGAGAGUC
This is a messenger RNA of Pan troglodytes (chimpanzee), 1890 nucleotides long. RefSeq names its product serine protease 44 (gene PRSS43). Gene Ontology annotation, molecular function: serine-type endopeptidase activity. The record is from RefSeq and is a predicted model, not a curated record. NCBI's taxonomy places the organism in Eukaryota, Metazoa, Chordata, Mammalia, Primates, Hominidae. The coding region runs from base 111 to 1247 and encodes 378 amino acids. The transcript is spliced from 6 exons. Gene Ontology annotation, biological process: proteolysis.